ACGGUUCAUCGGAAAUAGUAGCAUCCGAUCGGUACGGAUGGAUAAAAAGUCAGUAGAAGAAGCCCUGAUACUCCUUCGCAAAAGAAUCUCUAACCCUAAUUUCAUUUUCUCCCUUUUUUCCGAUUCUCCCGAUAGCAACUACAGCAAGCUGAAGUUUAUAGUAUCAAGUUCGAUAACUGAGGCAUGUAACAAUUCAUUACUUCUUUUGGGGCCUCGUGGUUGCGGUAAAAUCGCGGUUUUGGAUCUUGUUCUAGAAGAUUUGCUUAAAGAAUUUCCUGAAAUGAUCUCAGUGAUCAAACUGAAUGGGCUUUUACAUUGUGAUGAUAAUUGUGCUGUAAAGGAAAUCGCUAGACAACUAUGUAUUGAGCAUGAGCUGAUGUUUUCUAAAAUGGCAUCAUUUGAUGAUAAUUCUCAGUUCAUGAUAGCCAUGUUACGUGAAUGUGGAUUAGCACACAAGACAGUGAUUUUUGUGUUGGAUGAAUUUGACCUUUUUGCUCAGGGUAAGCAGAGAUUACUCUACAGCUUGUUGGAUGCAAUGCAAUCUGUAUCAUCACAGGCUGUUGUAAUUGGUGUCAGUUGUCGUUUGGAUGCUGAUCAGCUGUUGGAAAAAAGAGUAAGAUCUCGGUUCUCACAUCGGAAGUUAUUGUUCCUUCCUCCCCAAAAGGAUGAUAUACAGAGACUGUUGAAAUACAUUUUGCUGUUACCAACAGAUUCAAGUCUUCCUUUUGACUAUGUAACAGAUUUUAAUGCAAGAAUUUCAAACAUAUUAGCAGAUAAAAGAUUCAUUGAAGUCAUCGAUAAAUUAUCAGAUUGUGACUCCACCUUUAGUAAUUUUUUGAGAUUUCUGUUUUCUGCUGUAAGUUUCAUUGAUUUAAAGUCUGGUUUUAUCACGCUCGAGAACUUCAAAUCUGCACUCUCAACCAUCCAACGCCAGCCUAAGUUGGAUUGCCUAAAAGAUUGCUCAAUUCUGGAACUCUAUAUCAUGGUUUGCAUGAAGAGGCUAGAAGUCAAAGAACAGGAGUCGUAUAAUUUUAACUCUGUAAUGAAAGAGUACAAAACCGUACAUGAUUCGUUCCAGACAUCUGAUAACUAUUCACGUAGUGUAUGCUUACGGGCCUUUCAGCACCUUCUUGAACGUCAGUUAAUUGAGUAUGCAGAUAGAGGACACAAUCAGUCUAUUGAGUUUCGUUCAGUUAAGCUGCUAAUUUCACCAUCUGAGUUACAUCAAGGGUUGAAAUCCAAUCGCUCAUGUCCAGCCAUUCUUCUGAAACUAAUGGAAUCAUGAAAAGCUUAAUUGCUGCAAGAGAUUAGUAGUAGAAGCAAUGUGUGUACACCAUUAUAAAUUAUAUUUGUAUGAGAUUUUGAUAUGAUGAGACAGCAUCUCAACUUUUUUUAACAGAUCUGUAUGACUUGUACUUUUCCCUUUAUUAUCUAUAUAUAUCUGAGUUG
Molecule: messenger RNA, 1449 nt
Organism: Erigeron canadensis
Lineage: Eukaryota; Viridiplantae; Streptophyta; Magnoliopsida; Asterales; Asteraceae
Product: origin of replication complex subunit 4
Exons: 16
Coding region: 38-1285 (415 amino acids)
Biological process (GO): DNA replication initiation; DNA replication
Cellular component (GO): nucleus; nuclear origin of replication recognition complex
Molecular function (GO): DNA replication origin binding; ATP hydrolysis activity; ATP binding
Source: RefSeq, a predicted model, not a curated record